Linepithema humile (Argentine ant) is the source of this 1863-nucleotide messenger RNA. Its product is annotated as aquaporin homolog protein drip. Gene Ontology annotation, molecular function: channel activity. The record is from RefSeq and is a predicted model, not a curated record. Gene Ontology annotation, biological process: transmembrane transport. Gene Ontology annotation, cellular component: plasma membrane. NCBI's taxonomy places the organism in Eukaryota, Metazoa, Arthropoda, Insecta, Hymenoptera, Formicidae.
CUAGUGGUCGUCCGCUGGUCGUCGCCUUCGCGGGGUUAAUCCUGGCGCUUGCUGAACGCAGGCGAAGGUGACACGCCGGUUCAACGAGUUUCGUAGUGGGGUGGAUGGCCGCCGGGAACGGCAGGUGGUGGCUCGUGAAUCGCAGAGCCUGGCCGUCUGGGGAUGCAACGUCCUGGUAGCACUAGGACCUCCUACUCAAGUCUGUGGCGCGAGUUUCUGGUCUUUAACUCGACUGCCAGGCGGUUCGGCCUGAAACGUCACCGGGGAAAGCCUGGAGGAAUGAAUGUGUCUACGGUGUUCCCCGAAGGGUAUGUGGAAAAUGAGCGGACACGACGUCAGACGCCGCCGAUACCCAAGGAGAUAGGAGAGCUCGACUUGGAACGAUUUCGGCGUGUGAAGGAGUUUGUCGGCCUGGAGGAGGUCAGUAGGCUUGAAUUUCUGGUGAUGCUAUUCGCUGAGGUCCUGGGCACGUUUCUGCUGGUCCUCAUUGGCUGUGCCUCCUGCAUCAAAUGGGCAACCACACCGAACGUAUUGCACAUCGCGUUCACCUUUGGUCUCGCAGUGGCAAGUUUGGCACAGGCUUUAGGUCCGAUUUCUGGUUGUCACGUGAACCCGGCUGUGUCGUUCGGUCUGAUGGUCAGCGGAAAUUGCACUUUUCUCAAAACCGUCAGUUAUGUGGUUUGUCAGUGUUGCGGCGCUAUUGCGGGAUCCGCCGUUCUCAAGAUGAUGAUACCCAAGACGCAGAUUGAGAACGGUCUGGGCGCCACUAUGCUGGGCCCCGGCGUGUCGGUGGCCCAGGGUGUCGUGAUGGAGGCGAUUGUCACGUUUCUCCUGGUGCUGGUGGUGCACGCGGUCACAGACCCCAAGAGAACCGACACGAAGGGCUGGGCGCCGCUGGCGAUCGGCCUGACGAUCGCGGUGGCUCACAUGGCGGCGGUGCCCAUCACCGGCAGCAGCAUGAACCCGGCCAGGACUCUGGGCCCGGCCGUGGUGGAGGAUAAUUAUCAGGACAUGUGGGUCUACUGGGUGGGUCCGCUCAUCGGCGGCUGCGUAGCCGGCGGUGUGUACAGAAUGGCGCUGAGGGCCAACAAGGAAGAUGACGAGGGUUCGUACGAUUUCUGAGGGACCCGGUCGGGAUAACGGGUCCCCUUGGACGUGAGAUGGAUCCGGAUAAUGAUUUCAGAAUGAAACCGGAAGUCUCGCGGGUGUAAAUAAGAGAAUAGAUUUGUGAGUGAGGAUGAUGAUUUUACGAUCGCGAGAUGGUCUCGCGAUCUUUGUCCGUCGUAUUUAACAAAAUAAUAUAUUUCUGAGUAACACAAUUUUUUGUUCUUUAAGUUUUGGAUCUUUUGACAGUAUUCGAUUGAGACAAGGAGCAUAAAUACACGUUAUUGUAUAAUAUCAAUGAGCAGCGUACCGAAAAAUUACAAUAUAUUAAUAAUAUUAUCAAAUGAUAUAUUGUUACGAAACAAGACGUACGUGUGUAUGAUAUUAUUAUACAAUAGCAAUGUAUGACAUCAGAUUAUCUUAGAGAUUUCUUUUUACCUUUAAAAAAUUUGAGGUUGAAAAUAUUGUCCCCAAACGUGCGAACAAAAAAAAAGAGAUUAUUUAACUUAUUACAAUCAGUUUCAUUAUGAUAUCGUUAUCAAUCGACAUUCUUCUUUCGUGUGAAUUCUAAAUCUGUACAUUGCCAACACCUGAUUUUUGUAAAUACUGUACUUAAGCUAGCGAGAGAUCGAACGUAUUAUCUAUCAUUCUAGUAUAGCGUAGCAUAGUUUGGCGUUUAAAUAGUUUAUAGCGCACGUCGCGUGCAAUGAUAUGAAUAAAAAUAUUAACCAAUAUAUUUCUCCAUCGCCAUAUUCACUA